ACACACACUGGCUGCGAACAGGAAGGAGGUUGACGUGUUUUCCGCAGGCUUAAACCGGGGAAAGUUGUUUCCUGAAGUCCUGUGUUGACCAUUUCCACACCAAACCCCUGCACUCGUUCAAAAAUGACUAAUAUAGAUUUUCGGGACUUUUGAACGCUUUGUUUUUGUCGCCGAUGCCACCAAGCCUCGGAUGGAGCUGCCUGACGGGAAGAUGAGCUCCGUCAAGGAAGACUCAGAGGCGAGCCUGCGAGCCCAGCUAGCUGAGAGCCAAGCUCAGGUCGAGCACUGGCAGGGCGUGGCCACAAUCUGUGAGCUGAGCAAACAGGAGGAACUGGCAGAGCUGCAGAAACAAUGUGAUCAGGAGAUCCAGUCACUGCAGGAGGCUCUCAGAGAGACAGCAGCUCAGUAUGAAGCCAGGAUAGCUGUGCUGCAGACUCAGCCCGUGGACUGGAGGAGAUCCAGUGGACACAACAUGAUCAGUAACAGGAAAGGCAGGACGGAUCCGGAAGCCUCCACGAAUGAAUCCCCAACCUCAUUCGUCAACAGCUCGACAGAGGACGAAACGUCGACGGACAGGAGGCAGCGUCGACCAGCAGACCUGGAGGCAGAGGGGGAAGGGGCCACGCAUUCGGCCGAGGCAUACUUUUCACUACAGCACUGCGACUCGGCCUCACUGUCCUCCUUUUCUCUGGACACGCCCUCUCUGCCCAGAAAACUCCUCGGUCAGGAGGACACCGAGUCGCUGGUUUCUACAGGAACUCUGGUACCUGAAGCCAUUUACCUGCCGCCGGCUGGGCACCGGCUCGUAACGCACAGCGACUGGGAUGCUCUCAACGCACAGUUGUCCGAGCUGCGAGGAGAAGUGAGCCGGCUGCAGGCGGAGAAGGAAGAGCUGGAGAGGGAACUGGACACACAGACAAACCACACACACCAGCAGGUGUCCAUGCUCCAGUCUCAGGUCCAGGCUUCAGAGGCCCUCCUUCAGGACUUGCAGAAGUCUUUCAGCCAGUCACAGAACGCAGUCCAGAGCCGGCUGGCAGAGCUGUCUCUGUCUCAGCGGAAAAUGUGCAGCGAUUUGUCCAAACUGAAAGGAGAAGAGGUUGAAGAGGACGUAGCAGACACCAGCUCAUCAUUCUCAGCCACGCUGCAUGGGGCGCACUGUGAGGAGCGCCUUCGCAUCGAGAUCGUCAACCUGAGGGAGCAGCUGGACUCGCGGACGGAGGAGAACGAAGUCUUAGAGGUGCAGCUUUCCUCUCUCAGGACGGAGAUGGAGAAGAUCCAGUCUGAGCUGCUGGCCUGUCGCACUGAGCUGGACGGCCUGCGGGUGGCGCUCACUCACCUACAGAACACCAACAAAUCCCUCAGCAGCGAAAAAGCAGCUCUAAAUCAAAAGUGUCUGGACCUGCGGAGCCAAGUGAUCAGUCUGCGCUCUCAGCUCGACACCAGCCAGACUGUCCAGAGAGACUUCGUCCAGCUUUCCCAAUCACUUCAGGUGAAGAUGGAGUUGGUUCGGCAGGCGGAGAGUCUGGAACAGGUUCAGGCCAUCCUGGAGGGCCGUGCCAGUGAAGCAGAGUCUCAGCCUGCUGAAGCCUCGUGAGUUUUAGGAACCAAAGACCAAAAAAACAAACAAACAACCCGAAGGGGACCGAAACCGAAAUCCCGACACAGUGGAGUGACCACUGGAGUCUUGGCUUCCGGUGGUGCUGGAGUUUGUAUUCUGACACUGGAACUGCUCUCGUUUUAUCUCAAUGGAAGAAACUGUUGCUCCUUCAGAGCUUUUGGGUUUGGGUUCUGUGGGAAUGUUGCAAACAAUUAGCGUCUUACCUGUUGUAGACAGCUCUUUUUUAAAAUCAUUCCAUUCUGACCGGAUUGAUGAGCUGACAGCCAGCUGGAGCCAAGAGCAAAGCUGAUUACUCCCACAUUAUAGCAACUUUUGCACUGCCGUCAAUUUACGUGAUGGAAAUAUUCAUGCUGGAAGUGACUCCAGGCUGCACAGGAAGUGCUACAGCUAGCUGCUACUGUUUAAAAAGAAGAGACGUUUUAGAACUGCAGCAAUCCACUUUGUUCUGAAAGCGUUAUCUGCAACAGGUGAGAUAAUUAUUGUUCAUAACCUUCCCUCAGAACCCCACUUCUAAAGCUCUGAGCUUUUCCUUUAGUGACCAAAGUAAUCCUUGAGUUAUUGUAGUUUUCUCAAAAUGUAUUUUGUAUUAUACCUGCAAUACUCUCUGUACAGUACUAAUGUAAGCAUAGUUUGUUUAUGUAACUGACAUGAUUCCAGUAAAACACUCGACUGCUCAACACUCAAA
Austrofundulus limnaeus is the source of this 2306-nucleotide messenger RNA. It is a transcript of the gene rabep2, whose product is annotated as rabaptin, RAB GTPase binding effector protein 2. The record is from RefSeq and is a predicted model, not a curated record. Gene Ontology annotation, cellular component: intracellular membrane-bounded organelle. Lineage: Eukaryota; Metazoa; Chordata; Actinopteri; Cyprinodontiformes; Rivulidae. Gene Ontology annotation, molecular function: GTPase activator activity; growth factor activity. Gene Ontology annotation, biological process: endocytosis.